GGCAAGGAGGUGACUUUUUAAUAACUUCUUGGUCUGGGUUUCAGAUUAGAUUAGGCCGUGUGUUCAUGCAGGCAUAUUUCAGGACUAUUGGGGUUCAAGUUCGAAUCCGAUGCUCCCCACGCUCCUGGGAUCGGGACGGUCGGGAACCCGCCCAUCCAGCACAGCGCGCCGCAGCUAUAUUUUAGCUCCAGCUAGCCCAGCCUGGCCUGGUACUGGUUAUAGCGCGCACGAUAGCUAGCUACAUGAAGCAUGCAGUUUGUUAGAGGACUGGGAAAGAGUAGAACGCUACUUCAGAGCCUUAUUAUUUAUCGUUCAUCAGAUUUGCUUAAUUGUACCGGUAUACUGUGCAGAAAUAUGGCCCAAUACAGAGUGGAAAGGGAUACCUUUGGGGACAUAUCGGUGCCUGCAGACAAGUACUAUGGAGCGAUGACGGCACGCUCACUUGCCAAUUUUGACAUCGGUGGUGAGACAGAAAGGAUGCCUAUACCUAUUAUAAGAUCAUUUGCGAUCUUGAAACGUUGUGCGGCUGAAGUCAAUACUGAGUUUGGUUUGGAUGUGGACAAGGCUAACUAUAUUUCCAAAGCUGCAGAUGAGGUGAUUGACGGCAAACUGAAUGAUCACUUCCCCUUGGUGAUUUGGCAAACAGGGUCUGGUACUCAGACUAAUAUGAAUGUGAAUGAAGUCAUCAGUAACAGAGCUAUCAUGAUGAUGGGAGGAGAACUAGGAAGUAAAACCCCUAUACAUCCUAAUGAUGAUGUCAAUAAGAGCCAGAGCUCCAAUGAUACAUUCCCAACUGCCAUGCACAUAGCAGUUGCCUUGGAGAUACAGCAGAGACUGAUGCCUGGUCUCAGCCUCUUCAAAGAAGCAUUGAGGAGCAAAGAAGAGGAAUUCAAGGAUGUGAUCAAGAUUGGCAGGACACAUACACAGGAUGCAACACCAAUGACGUUGGGUCAAGAAUUCAGUGGUUACAGAACACAGAUUGAGAAUGGUAUCCAAAGAGUUAACUCAACCCUACCAAGACUCUAUGAAUUAGCAGCUGGAGGAACAGCGGUGGGCACCGGUUUGAAUACUAGGAUAGGAUUUGCUGAAAAGGUGGCAGCUAAAGUAGCUGAUUAUACUGGGCUCCCCUUCACAACUGCUCCUAAUAAGUUUGAGGCAUUAGCUGCUCAUGAUGCCUUGAUAGAAGUGCACGGCGCCCUCAACGUUGUUGCCUGUAGCAUCAUGAAGAUAGCCAAUGACAUCCGAUUCUUGGGUUCAGGGCCAAGAUGCGGUCUUGGUGAGCUGACCUUGCCAGAGAAUGAACCUGGAAGCAGCAUUAUGCCAGGGAAAAUAAACCCCACCCAGUGUGAAGCUAUCACCAUGGUAGCCGCUCAGGUCAUGGGCAACCAGACAGCAGUGACUAUCGGAGGAAGCAACGGCCAUUUUGAACUCAACGUAUUCAAACCCAUGAUGGUGGCUAAUGUCCUGCAAUCUGUAAGGCUGCUGGGAGAUUCCUGUACAUCCUUCACCAAGAACUGUGUGAAUGGUAUUCAAGCUAAUAGAGAGACUAUUGACAGAUACCUUCACGAAUCACUGAUGUUAGUGACUGCCCUAAACCAGCACAUUGGGUAUGACAAGGCUGCCCAGAUUGCCAAGUAUGCUCAUCGAGAAGGAAUCACGCUGAAGAAAGCAGCCGUUUCAUUGGGUCACCUUACAGAGGAGAAGUUUGAUGAGAUAGUACGCCCAGAACUCAUGCUAGGUCCCAAAUGAAGACAACAAGACAAACUUACCUUAAAUGAAAAAUUCUUGUCUCUUUACAAUGUAAGGCAAAAGGGUGAAUAUGUAUUUUUUAUCAGGGAAUACAACAUAUUAUUUGUAAAUUGCUUCUUAAUAUUUACUUUGUGUUGAAGGCUUUAUGUGCAAGAUCUAUAAAAAGAAAAUAAUAAUUUGAUAAAUCCAUUACAGAAUCAUGAGCAAAAUUCAUUUACACUUUAUACAGCCAUGCUGCGAUGGCACUUUAUUACAUGAAUAUGCAACAUUUUCACAAAUAUAUUUUUGAAAAUUUGAUUUUCGACGUGUGCUACCAACACUAUUGACCACUUAUCAAAGAAGAAAUUUACCAAAUUGUCAUUAAAUACAGUAAAAAGCGUGAUUUAAUCUUCAGUUACCGUAUUUGAAAGUAUUAUGUAAAUAUUCACAUGUUUUGGGGUCAUUCUAAGCAAAACCUUGUGAAAUAUGGGUUUCAUUCUUUGGUGCAAUAAGACCAUCUGAAGCAAAAUUCUCUUUAAUGAGUACCGAGUCUUGAUGUAUAUUUUUUACUUUUCUUGACAUUUAAAAAUUACUUGCUAACAUGCUCUUGUAUGAAAAAUAUUUGUUUGUUCCUCCUGAAUGAAAUUCAGUAUUGUAGAAUGUAGAUAGGUCUCCUUUCUUUGAUCGGUCAAACAGCUAUGAGCAUGAACAUUAUAUUUGAACUUUGAACUUUGACCUAUAUAUUUUUGAACUAUUAAUAAGUUGGUAGAGGUUUGUAGUAUUGUACUGAAAUAGAUCAUUGUAAAAGUGUCAUCAAUUGACCAGCAUGAAAAUCAUGAUCUCCUAGAUACCAUUUGUGAAGAAAAAAAAAUCAAAGUUUAAAAAUGUAUUUCAAAUUUUGAACAUUAGUUAUAGCUAUUUGGAAACUGAUUUGUACAAACUGAAAUUAUCAGCUUGUCUAACAAUCGUGGUUGGCCCAUAUAGGGGCAAGGGUUAGUUUGUUGCAUUAUACAAGGUGUACACAAAUUUUACAUUGUGAUAACAAUGAGAAAAUGUGGUUCAGUUCCACUGAUCCGACUUUUGCUCUGGCAUUCUUUUUGUCAAAGGUGUAUGUCUAGAGUUGUCAUUGGGUUUAUGUUAGGUUUUGGGCGAGGGCUAGCUUGGGUGUACCUACAGGGUUGUAUUAGUGUUAGUGACUAGGUUAAAAUGACAUAUUCACAAUCACUUGAAACCUUUAAUAUUUGACAUGUCACAAAUAGGUAUUUAAAAUACUUUUUUGAUAUGUGAUUAAAUUUCAGAGGUUUAUUUGCUUAGUUUUUAAUCAUGGAUGUGCUGCGCUAUCAAGGGCUGAAUAAAUACACGGUCACAUGUAUAACAUGUGUGAUUGAAAACAA
Messenger RNA from Strongylocentrotus purpuratus (purple sea urchin), 3122 nucleotides. RefSeq names its product fumarate hydratase, mitochondrial (gene fh). Gene Ontology annotation, cellular component: mitochondrion; tricarboxylic acid cycle heteromeric enzyme complex. NCBI's taxonomy places the organism in Eukaryota, Metazoa, Echinodermata, Echinoidea, Camarodonta, Strongylocentrotidae. The record is from RefSeq and is a predicted model, not a curated record. The coding region runs from base 250 to 1749 and encodes 499 amino acids. Gene Ontology annotation, molecular function: fumarate hydratase activity. Gene Ontology annotation, biological process: malate metabolic process; tricarboxylic acid cycle; fumarate metabolic process. The transcript has 10 exons.